This is a messenger RNA of Cricetulus griseus (Chinese hamster), 1970 nucleotides long. NCBI's taxonomy places the organism in Eukaryota, Metazoa, Chordata, Mammalia, Rodentia, Cricetidae. The record is from RefSeq and is a predicted model, not a curated record.
CGCCUUCGGGGAAGCGGAUCGAGAUGGACCGGCGGUCGCGAAUGACGAAGUCGUCCCCCGGCGCGGCGCACCAGUCGCCGGUGGCGUCUAAGAAAGAUCGGAGGCCUAGCAUGUUCGAGAAGGAGGCAUAUGCACAGAUCUUAAGAGAGAGACUGAGAGAAUCUAUUCAUGACGUUCAGUAUGUGGAACCUCCAUUUGAUGAUUCAAUUGCUGAUAUAGGCAAAGAAUGGAAGAGUGCCCUGGCAAAACUAAAGUUUGCCAAUUCAUAUAGAAUGGAGCCAUUGAAGAAAUUCCAAGCGCAUUCAGUAGAAACUAAAAUCCAACAGAUAUUAAAGGACAGUCUUAAAGAUGUCAAAUAUGAUGAUAAAUCCUUCUCUCAUUUGUCACUUGACUUGGCAGAUCGAGUAUUGACAGCAGUCAAAGAAUUUGGGUACCAUCGUUAUAAAUUCAUUAUAAAAGUAUUAUUUAUUCAAAAGACUGGUCAAGCAAUAAAUAUUGCCAGCAGAUGGAUCUGGGAUGUGGCAUGGGAUAGCUGGGUACAAGCUAAACAUGAAACAGAGUCUUACGUGGCAUUGGUUUUGGUGUUUGCUCUCUAUUGUGAAUAGCUCAGGACUAAUUAAAGCAGUUUCACACACACCCUUCUUCAAAAUAAAUAACAUGUACAGAUGUGUGAGCCUCAUGUGUUAUCUUACCAAUAAACAAUCAAAAGCCAGUUAUAUUAAUUUAUUAACAGCAUGCUGUCCCUACCCCCAAUAGUAGGAAGGUAGGUAUGGAUUCUUAUAGAUUCCAAUACAGAGGGAUACUUAUUCUUUUUAGAUAUAAAAAAAAUUAGGAUAGCCAGGCAUGGUGGCACAGGGAGGUGGAUCUCUGUGAGUUCCAGAACAGCUUGGUCUACAUAUUGAAUUCUGGGGUCAGCUUGGUCUACAUAGUAAAUUCUAGGACAGCCAAGGGCUACAUGAGAGCCAGUCUCAUAAAAUAACAUCAAAUUAGGACUUGCCAUAGGAAAUUAAGCUGAAGUCUCAAAUAUAAGUGCAAGAUACAUUUUGGAAAACUUAUGAAGAUAGAUGCAUUUCGGGUGGUGUUUUAAUAUUUUGUAUUUGUUCUUUUGAAAGAAAUCCCUAAGUUUAAAGUUUAAGUAUUGGUGCUUUAUCUAAAUUCCUCCUUCUCCAAUCAAAAUACAAAUGAUUUUCCAUUGAGUAGUCUGUUAGGCUCAUUUAGAUGCAAGAACUAAAAACUCCCAAAUAAUAUUUAAAGAAAUAAAAAUGCAUUUCCCAGCAAUUUGGUAAGAAUACAGGCUUUCUGUCUUCCAACUCUGGUUUAACUUGGUGGAAUUUAAUCAUAUUUCCAUGACUGGACUGGGAUCUAUCUUCUGUGGAAAAGGUGGGUAUGACUUCCACACCAGGAUUGCUCUACCAAGGAAUGGGUAGGCUUGGGGGAUGUGUUUCAGCAGUAGAGUGUUUGCCUGUAAUGCUGAGGUCCUGGGUUUCAUGCCCAGCAACCCCUUCCCAACAUAGUUGAAUGUCUCAGCAUAAAAGCCUGGGAAGCAAGCAGUCACCCCUGUGAAGUGCUGCCCAAUGAAGAGGACAGAGGUGGAUGACAGUGUGACAAAGGUCUGGGUACUGACUUCAGUGUAGCUUCCAGAGAAGACAGUGGGGAGUUUUUAGUCAUGGGAGAUGGUAAUGGGCACAAGACACUGGGAGUGUUGCAGAGAGCAGACCCUUCACUGCAUGACUAACUUGGUGCCCUUCCCCCAAAGCCACCAGACCACUGUAACUUCUGUAGCAACAACUAUUGUUCUUAAGGAGUUGUAAAGAUCAAAUACCUUGAAUGUUACAUAAAUGUUUACAUGGGUCAUUACAAGAAAUCUGAACAUCUGGACUACCUGCCUGCCUCUCGAGGUUUUAUGGUGAGAGAAAGGGAAAGGGAGGAAGGACAUAUGAGAGAGAGAGAGAAAAAGAGAGAGGGGGGGG